This is a messenger RNA of Orbicella faveolata, 4660 nucleotides long. RefSeq lists its product as uncharacterized. The record is from RefSeq and is a predicted model, not a curated record. NCBI's taxonomy places the organism in Eukaryota, Metazoa, Cnidaria, Anthozoa, Scleractinia, Merulinidae. Gene Ontology annotation, molecular function: protein binding.
GCUGUUUUGUGUGUGCAGAAUUCCAGGGUUGCCGAAUUUCACUGUACGCGAAGGGGAACUCCUAUAACAUUUUCGCCUAAAAAUCUAAUUAAAGGAUCGCAACCAUGCAAAACUAAACAUGGCCUGUGCAGCAGAAUACAAUGACGAGCAACUAAACUACUACAGAAUUUGUUAUCUUACCACUGACAUACUAGCCGAAGGUCUGCGAACAAUCUUCAAACAAGAGUGGGACAAUCGCUACAAGGCAACUAAGGGAGAAUGGAAAGACGAGCCUCGGAAUGGACUGGACUUUUAUAACGGGGAGUCUCCUCGGAACCAAAGAAGAAAUUCCCUCCUCUUGGCUACCAUGAUUAACGGAAACAGAGCGGAAUGGGAUUGCACUAUGUUGUUCUACGCCAUACUUAACUCCGACUGCAUUUAUGGUCUGAACACAGCUGUGUACUCAAAUGUUUCUGAUCUCAGAACGUUUCGCAAUGAACAGUUUGCUCACAUCCCGCGAGGUCAUCUGUCUGGCCUCGAGUUUCAAAAUGCCAUUGGUAAAGUUCAUACUGCAUUUCAAGGGCUCGGUCUCUCCACAGUGCAAAUUCAAGAUAUCAGAAACCAGACAAGUUUUCCCACGGAGGAGUUAAGAAAUGUGUUGGACAACGUUGAAGACCUGAAGAGGGAACUUCAAGAAAAAGGAAAGGAACUUCAAGAAAAGGAGGAGCAACGACAGGUCCUUGAAGAUCAGUUACAGAGUGAUGCUUCCCCCUUUUGCAUUCUCCCUACCAAACCUUCACACGACGUCGCUAGGCGCGAUUGUGAAGUAGAUGCGAUUACGCAACAACUCAAAGAACUUAGAUGCGCCAACGAAAACGGUUUAAGUUACCUGUAUAUCUCAGGGAAUCCUGGCAGUGGCAAAUCUCAGCUAGCCGGUUUCGUAGCCAAGCGAUUCUUUGACGAAGUAAGCAACGUUCCGAGUGCCACCACAUUUGUAAUGACUUUGAAUGGCGACAGCUUAGACACGCUUCUGGAAUCGUACGCCUCUUUCGCGCGGCAUCUUAAGUGUCCAGAAUAUGCAGUUACCAACGCCCUGAACGCCAAGGAUGGGAACAUAAACGGGAAGAUCACCAAUUUAAAAACGCUGAUUAGCACAAAAAUCGAACUUUACACGUCGUGGCUACUAGUAGUGGACAACGUUACCAGCAUAUCAUCUGUGCAUGUUCAUUUGCCGCAGCCUGGAAGCGAGCAGUGGAUAAGAGGCCAGUUGCUAAUCACAACACAGGACACUGCCUCAAUCCCUUUGAAAAGCUCUUUCAUCGAUCAUAUUUCAAUAAGUGAGGGCAUGGACCCUCACGAAGCCAUUUCCUUACUGACAAUGCUUUCUGGUGUUGCUGACAGCGAGAUGGAAAAAGAAGUUGCGCAGGCAUUGGACUUCCAGCCUCUUGCCUUAGCAAGCGCCGCAACCUAUGUCAGACAGGUUCGGCAGAACAAAGUGACUUCAAAUUUUGGCUGGAACGACUACCUGGAGAAGCUGAACAAGGGCCAACGAUGUAGCACUGAGACCAUCCUUGCUGAGACCAAUGCAAGCUACCAAGAAUCCAUGACCACUGCAACAACACUGGCUGUUGAAAAAGCAAUGACGUCCGAUAAAGUUAUCCGUCACACAUUCAAUUUCCUUUCUCUCUGCGCGCCAAAACCACUGAGUCUAGACAUCGUGAUCAAUUACAUUCUCAACGUAGAUGAAGAAAUUGACGAUAAAGCGAUGAUUGGCAACAGGAUCCAAAGAUGUUCGCUGCUGUUACUUGAAGAAGAAGAGACUGGCGUCCACAUUCGCGUGCAUCAGGUUGUGCAUGACGUCAUCAACGCUGUAGUUCAAGACUAUCCCAUGAUUCAACAGCUUGAAGCGAUCAGAUCAUUUGACCAGUUCAUAGGCGAUAUCUUAGACGGGAAUUCGGAUGAGUUAGAUUCUCUUGUUAGCAACAAGGAGAUAGUUCCUCAUUUGAAAGCCCUGAUUGUAAAAAUUGAAAUUUUGUUUUCUGAAGAAGAAAUAUCUAAAGUUGUCAAAAACCAUGCUUUGAACUUGCAAUGCUUUCCGCGUAUCUUUCAAAAUCUUGGUCGUGUUUCUCAAAACCAUUGUGAAUUCUAUACGGCAAUGAAAUACUUUAAAGUAGCAUUAGAGUUCGUUAAGCGUAGUAAACUAUUAAGUGGUGUAGAUGAAGCAAAUGCUAAUUUUUACAUGGGCACUGUCCAUCAAGAUCUGGGUGAUCCUCUGCAGGCGAGAGAGUACUAUGAACGUGAGUUAGCCAUUCGAAAGAAAAAGCAAGGACGUAACCAUGUUGAUGUUGCAGUCACUUAUGGAAACCUGGGAAACGUUCACCUUGACUUGGGUGAGCUGAAGCAAGCAAAAAGUUAUUAUGAUCAUGCUCUGAUCAUCAUCAUAGAAAAGCUCGGUCCUGACCAUAUUCAUGCCGCAGCCACUUACAACAACUUAGGCAACGUGCAUCUUGAACUGGGAAAUUUGAAGCAGGCCAAAGUGUAUUACUGUCAUGCGCUGACUAUUCGUCUUGGUGAGCUCGGAUCUGAGCACGUUCACGUGGCAGCUUCAUAUGGUAACCUGGGGAAAGUGUACCGAAAAUUGGAUAAGCUGGAGGAAGCAAAGGAAUGCUACAAUUGUGCCUUGGCCAUUCGUUUGAAAAAGCUUGGACCUGAGCACGUGGACGUUGCAACUACAUACAACAAUCUGGGUAUCGUUCACCUUAUGUCGGGUGUUCCAGAGCAGGCGAAAGAAUGUUUCGAUCGUGCGCUAGCCAUUAAUUUAAAAAAGCUCGGAUCUAACCAUGUUCACGUCGCAGUUACUUACAAUAAUUUAGCCAACGUUCAUGCUGAUCUGGGUGAUCUGGAGCUGGCAAAAGAGUAUUAUGAUCGUGCGUUGGCCAUUGGGCACAGCUUGGCUGAGCUUCAGGAACAGAGUAGGGAGCAUUCCCGUUCUCGUGGCACAACUUGCACAGUACUUUGAAUGCCUAGAAGCAUGAGCAAUGCAUAACCAUCGGAUCUCAUCUGCAUGGCCUCGUGCUCGUGUGUACCCUCGGAAUAAGAGUGAACAUCACCGGGUUAUCAUAAUGAUACGAGUACUUUGUUGCCAAAGGUGAUAGCACGCUCACAGCGUGUUUACACGACACGCUUAGUGUGUCCAAAAGCCACGGACAGUGCCUGUGCAUAUUUGAUGACUAGGACCAAGGAGGACUCACUUCGUAGUGUUUUCAAACAGGGUUGGCGCGCUAAACCUAUUGGUUUUCAGCCUGUUUGAUCUGCGUUUCUCACGCAUAACGUGGGAUCGUGGAACACGUGAAUAAUGGAACGCGUGAAUAACCAGACACUUUAGUAUAUAUAUCUAUCAUUAUGUUAUUUUCCAGUUCUUAUAACACAGAUUCUAAAUAUAUGCAACAUAACAAGAAUGUCAAUUAGCUUGCGAGGAUGGGGUGAGCUGCGUUUGAUCCCAGAGGAGUGUCCUUGUAUUUUUUGGGAUUUUUGACAGCGACAUUUCUUGGAUGUAGAAACCAUUCACGACGUAAAAUAAUUCGGAAAAUGAACGUAUUCUUUUGAUUAUUUGAUAAAUUUCUCUCCCACUCCUUCCCCUUCAACCUCAACCAGUCCUUGCAAGAUGGCAUAAAUUGCUACUGUCCGUUGUGUCGCUUACACGUGCAUACCUCAAAAAUCAUUCUCCUUGUUUUAGGCAUACUUCUCGCAGGUAACAUGUUAAACACAAGCCCACGUUUCAUCCCCUCUCAGUUUUCAAUGCUCUGUUUAUGAGAUCUUUUUUAAGAAUUCAGGAUUUGCAACAUCGAAUGAUUCUACUCUCCAAUUAACGAGACUUGCGACAGAGACGUGAGCAUGAGCUUCUUAUAUACAGCUGUUUCGAGAAAGGUUGUCUUACGAAAGUGUAAAAGCGCACGCAACAAUACCGAACGGUACUUUGGGUAGAGAGUAGUUAACGGCUGGCUGAUCGAAGUUCACGGUGUUUAAUUUCAGGGCGAUUUUUGCCCCUUCACUGGCGGAAAACAGCUUGAAUUUCGACCACCCGUAAUAUCUUUCGUCAUUAAUUGUCGCUUCCGAUUUUACGCUUUUGUAGAACAACAUUUCUCGAGACAGCUUUAAACGAUUAUUUUUCUGUCUAGGUCGAGUUCCUUUUCGAUCCUUUGUCCUCCAUUCCCACUGACUCCACAGAAAUAGUCCGGCUCACUGAGAGCGGUUCCAGUGCUCGAGCCGCAUAUAUCCAACUUGAUUUGAACCGCGUGGCUCCAAAUUCCUGUCACUGGAAUUUGGAUUCAGCGUGGCCCUCUUCCACGAUGACUAUCCGCAUCUUUGUUUGCCUUGAAGAAGACUUUCUUCUCUCAAAGGAAAAGGUGCGCCGCAAAAAUUUCAGUUUGUCCGAGGGAGAUCUGGGUUACAGUUAAGUCACGUCGCAUGAAUGACCGAGAAACUUGGCACAGAAUGUUCUUCCGGUUUUCUAAGAAAAGUUCCAUUUGAUUUCUCAGAAUCGCAACAAAAUACAAAGCUGCACUGUCAUAAUGAAAAUUGCUAGAGCAUUGACAUCCUCAUUGUGCGUAAGUUAUUCACUUUUCACGGGGACGCGUAAUUAGUCAAAGAACACGAAAUUUUAACAUUAGUGAGACGUUGU